This is a messenger RNA of Saccostrea echinata, 2061 nucleotides long. RefSeq lists its product as uncharacterized. The transcript has 2 exons. NCBI's taxonomy places the organism in Eukaryota, Metazoa, Mollusca, Bivalvia, Ostreida, Ostreidae. Gene Ontology annotation, biological process: negative regulation of translation; protein polyubiquitination; proteasome-mediated ubiquitin-dependent protein catabolic process. The record is from RefSeq and is a predicted model, not a curated record. Gene Ontology annotation, molecular function: ubiquitin protein ligase activity; translation repressor activity; protein binding. Bases 3 to 1814 code for a protein of 603 amino acids.
AGAUGGCAUCUAGUUCUAACUUCGAUACAGGGUACUUUGACAAAAUCUUUCCUUUUGUAACCAAACAAGAUGUUUUUCAAAUAUCGAAACCUACAUGUAUAGAAAGAGAAGAUAUUAAUAGGGCAAGAAAGACAUGGAAACUGCAGUCAACCAAAGAUAUGUCAUUUUCCCAGGACUUUUGUCCAACCAUUGUCUCAACGUCCAGUAUAACUGUACCCGGAAAUCACGCUAUUUGGCAUAUCUCCUGUGUGACGUCAGACAGGCUAUGGGUCAGCGAUAGCGAACAUCUCCUACUGGUUGACACCUCCGGACACAAAAUACAGAAAAAGAAAAUUGAAAUUGGCAAGUUGGCAUACGCAGGAAUUCAUUCUGUAACAGAGGAAGGGGACCUGCUAUUUAUAGAUGACAAUAAAGUGCAGAAGAUGACGUCAGACGGCACCAUCACUACACUCAUCCAUCAACCAUGGGAAAGCUUAUUCUGUAUCCACUCCUCCCGCCUCAACGGAGACAUACUGUUGGGUUGUUUUAAUGAAGUGAGGAGGUUCGACAGGAUGGGACGGCGGGCAAAGAUCUGGAGAAAUGAGACUUGUUAUUAUCCAAAGUACAUCACAGAAAACAAAAAUGGGGACAUCUGGUUUUCUAACUGGCAUAUGAGAGUAGUGGUGGCAAUGGAUAAAUCAGGAAAACAACGCUUUAAAUACAGGGGUCAGCAGAAUCAGUAUGACUUUUGUCCCCGUGGUAUCUGCGCUGAUGUCCUCGGGCAGAUCCUAGUGUGUGAUAAUGCCUGCGGCAAUCAAAGUGUCCAUCUACUGGAUCAGAAAAGUCAAUUCCUUGGUCUCCUUCUCACUGAAAAACAGGGAUUAUACAGUCCCCUUGCUCUUUGUGUGGACGACAAACACAAGCUCUAUAUGGGACAGAUGUUUAGUAACACAAUAAUGGUGUAUAAGUAUGUUCAGGAAACUGAUGUUUCAGUUUCUCCGCAUUUGAAUUCUGCCCUUGUAAUCACUUCUAGUUUUAUCAUAUCCAGAGUUAAUGGACUUUUCCAUAUCUCCUGUAUGCCCUCAGACAGAUUCUGGGUCAAUGAUGACAGACUUCUUCUACAGGUGGACUCCUCCGGUUGUGAACAGAAGAGAAAAAAAGCUACAUUUUGCAGUGAAGGAGGAGUUCACACUGUCACAGAGGACGGGGAUCUGUUGUUUAUUGAUCACACUAAAGUGCAAAAGAUGACUGCAGACGGGAUCAUCACUACACUCAUCAAGCCAGACAUAGGGGAAUUAUACUGUGUUCACUCCUCCCGAAUCAACGGCGAUAUUCUGCUGGGGUGUCAUUAUGGAUUGAUGAGGUAUGACAAGUGGGGGAAGCUGAGUGCGGACGUUAGGAUGAACAGGACAUUCCAGAUUUAUUAUCCGAUGUACAUAACAGAAAAUAAGAACGGAGACAUCUGGGUCUCUGAACUCCUGGAAGAAGCAGUGAUGGUAUUUGAUAAAUCAGGACAAUAUCGGCUUAAGUAUACAGGUCAGCAGACUUGGUGUGACUAUAAUUCUAAGGGUUUCUCUAAUUUUCUGUAUCAAUAUGAGCGUCCGUCUCCUUUCGGGCCUCGUGGAAUCUGUACUGAUAUCUUAGGACAGGUAUUGGUCUCUGAUAUUUUAGUUCCCAGUGUCCAUCUCCUGGAUCAGGAUGGUAAGUUCCUCCGUCUCCUGCUGACAAGAGAACAUGGAUUAUACAAUCCAACGGCCCUGUGUUUGGACAACAAACACAACCUUUAUGUCGGAGAGAAGUUUAGUAACAAAAUAACAGUGUACAAGUAUCUAUAGCAAACAGAGAAUUUAAAAACAUCCUUGAUGGAGUUGAAAUAAACACGGUGAAAUAUGAAUGUUAAUUGCUGAUCAAUUGAUACAGCUGUAAUGUUUUAUUUGACAAUCAUAUACUUGAUAUAUAUUAUGAUAAACGACUUGCAAAUUGAUAAGAGAAAAAUUCUCCGUAAGCACUUAACGUUUUCUGACACGCAUGACAAUCAUCUUAAGCAAAAGUGCAUAUUUAAAAUAAAAUAUUUUGAAAUGA